CAACUAAAAGAAAAAAAUUGAAGUGUCUUGAUAUUCGAUAUAUAUAGACAUACGUAUAAUGCUAGAUGGGUCAUUGCUCAGAAUUCUGAUAAUUAAAACACUGGAAGUAAACUGAGUGAAGAGAUAAAAUGAAGUUAACCAUAGUUGGCAUAUUUUUGAUUGUCAUUCUAGGGCUUGCAAUGGGUAGUCCAGUAUCAGACAAGAAAGUACCGACAGGUGAAUUCUAAUAAUUAAAACACUAGAAGUAUACUGAGUGAAGAGAUAAAAUAUUUCUAAAAUGAAGUUAAUCAUGGUUGGCAUAUUUUUGGUUGUCGUUCUAGGGGUUGCAAUGGGUAGUCCAGUACCUGACAAGAAAGUCCCUACAGGUGGUGAGGCUUUCAAAGAAGUAGCACCAAAUCCAAAUUCCGACGUAGUCAAAGAGGGGAGUUUGAAGCAGAUUGAUAAUGAUUGCCACCCAGCAGAUUGCAAUAUCUCUUGUUGGCAACAAGGACUCAUUGGAGGUCGUUGUGAGUCCAAUAAAUGUGUAUGCUAUUAGGAAAAUCAUAAAUUGAUUUUGUGAUAAUGAAUCAACUACCUACUGCAUGUCUUAUGAUUUCAAAUAAACUCAUCAGACUAUAGUUCUACAAAAAAUGCAGUUUGUUUUAUAAUAAUAAUAAUAAUAAUAAU
Messenger RNA from Phaedon cochleariae (mustard beetle), 666 nucleotides. NCBI's taxonomy places the organism in Eukaryota, Metazoa, Arthropoda, Insecta, Coleoptera, Chrysomelidae. The record is from the annotation of a GenBank genome assembly.